Alosa sapidissima (American shad) is the source of this 3271-nucleotide messenger RNA. RefSeq lists its product as uncharacterized. Gene Ontology annotation, molecular function: cysteine-type deubiquitinase activity. Gene Ontology annotation, cellular component: cytoplasm. Gene Ontology annotation, biological process: protein linear deubiquitination. Bases 339 to 3167 code for a protein of 942 amino acids. The transcript has 10 exons. NCBI's taxonomy places the organism in Eukaryota, Metazoa, Chordata, Actinopteri, Clupeiformes, Clupeidae. The record is from RefSeq and is a predicted model, not a curated record.
UAUCUACCGCUCUGGCCUAGCCUACUUCUGAGGCAGACAUGACUUACGCAAACGUUUGACUUCUACGUCAUAGACGGUCAACAUUCGGUCGCCUUUAUGAUGAGCCCCUAUGGACCUAACGUAACUGAAAUGUUCACCAGAACAUUACCAUUUCCUCUGAACCCCACAAGUGUCAAGCACUGUUCAGCGUCUACUUGUCGGAAAGAGAAUCUACUGAAAUAUCUUCGCAAGCUUCAGGGGGUAGGCACAAUGUUACACAGGUUCACAUUGUGGAUGCCAUCAAGGGCUCCAUUCCCUGCCUGAGCACCUGAGCUGAGCCCCCAGCCAGGUCCCAGGACAUGGGGAACACGGUGAGUUGUUGUUUUCGUCCAAAUCCUCGGGACCGCCGGGAGGAUCAGGAGGAAGGGCAGCGGUUGCAUGAGGACAUUCAGACCCAGCAGACCUCUGUAAAAACAUUGGAGGGUGGUUCAGUAGGCGCUACCAGGGCAGAUAGCUCUGACUCACCAUUGCUCACUAAUGACGAGGGCACUGGCCAGUCAAAACCAGGCCUGCCACUGGAGAUCUCACAACAGGAGAAGCCUACUGAAUCCGCAGUUGUCACCAACGUCCGUGUGGAUGCAGCUUCUGCUGUGGACAAGAGUGUGCUCCUAUAUCAACAGGAGGUAGCUGCUGCAGGACUGGUGUCAGAAGUUUUGACAAAGGCCACUGAGAUUGUGGCCGUAUCGAUGGAGAAGCCAGAGUCCCUGGAUCCUGUCACCAUACCAGCUGUAAAGCUGGAGAACCGGCUGGUUCAGAAUCCCUCGGCUGAGGAAGUGGUGUACGAGGCUCCAAAGGGAGUUUCUCUUGAGAUCGAUGCCCAGCUGGACAUCUGUGGACACCAGGUACUGCUUGAGAAGCCUACUGCAUCUGCAGUUGUCACCAACGUCCGUGUGGAUGCAGCCUCUGCUGUGGACAAGAGUGUGCUCCUAUAUCAACAGGAGGUAGCUGCUGCAGGACUGGUGUCAGAAGUUUUGACAAAGGCCACUGAGAUUGUGGCCGUAUCGAUGGAGAAGCCAAAGUCCCUGGAUCCUGUCACCAUACCAGCUGUAAAGCUGGAGAACCGGCUGGUUCAGAAUCCCUCGGCUGAGGAAGUGGUGUACGAGGCUCCAAAGGGAGUUUCUCUUGAGAUCGAUGCCCAGCUGGACAUCUGUGGACACCAGGUACUGCUUGAGAAGCCUACUGCAUCUGCAGUUGUCACCAACGUCCGUGUGGAUGCAGCCUCUGCUGUGGACAAGAGUGUGCUCCUAUAUCAACAGGAGGUAGCUGCUGCAGGACUGGUGUCAGAAGUUUUGACAAAGGCCACUGAGAUUGUGGCCGUAUCGAUGGAGAAGCCAAAGUCCCUGGAUCCUGUCACCAUACCAGCUGUAAAGCUGGAGAACCGGCUGGUUCAGAAUCCCUCGGCUGAGGAAGUGGUGUACGAGGCUCCAAAGGGAGUUUCUCUUGAGAUCGAUGCCCAGCUGGACAUCUGUGGACACCAGGUACUGCUUGAGAAGCCUACUGCAUCUGCAGUUGUCACCAACGUCCGUGUGGAUGCAGCCUCUGCUGUGGACAAGAGUGUGCUCCUAUAUCAACAGGAGGUAGCUGCUGCAGGACUGGUGUCAGAAGUUUUGACAAAGGCCACUGAGAUUGUGGCCGUAUCGAUGGAGAAGCCAAAGUCCCUGGAUCCUGUCACCAUACCAGCUGUAAAGCUGGAGAACCGGCUGGUUCAGAAUCCCUCGGCUGAGGAAGUGGUGUACGAGGCUCCAAAGGGAGUUUCUCUUGAGAUCGAUGCCCAGCUGGACAUCUGUGGACACCAGGUACUGUUUUAUCCUUCUGCAGUUGGGGAUUACAAACAGGACGUCCCACUGCACAGCAGUGAGGGUGAGCGGUUGCUCACCCCCGCCAUGCUUGGCACAGGUUUCCCCUUGAACGAUGCCAAGCUUGCUGAGACUGUCUUGCAGCACAGGAGUGAUCGUGAUCACUUGUUCAGCAUGGAGCGACAGCAACCUGAGAGUGGCCUUGAGCUCUACUCUGCUCCCGGUGAUGCUUCUGCAAGAGGCUCUGCUGCAGCCUCUGCCCCUCAGGAUGUGGUGUUUGGCCUGAGCGCUGAGUUUUCACUGGGUGACCGGUUGAGAGAUGGAUGGCUGGAUGAGAGACCUGGAAGCACUGGCAGCUGGAGCCCGCUGUCAGUUGGGAGUGAGGCCUGGUUUACUUGUGAAGAAGAUCUCUAUUAUAGCGAGGAGGAGAUUGAGAAUGUGUCGGAGAGGCAAGGUCUCAUGGACAUUACUGAACAGGGCCGAUGUGGCUUUGGGCCGCCCGUGGCCAUUUCAAUUUACAGUGAGAGGGAAUUGAAAGGGCAGUCCACCAAGAGCAUCAUCAUUAGAAAGGGCUACGCCGUGCUCUCCCAGAGCUUUGGGUUCCUCCGGCGGGUCAGAGGAGACAACUACUGUGCCCUGCGAGCCUCCUUGUACCAGGCGCUGAUGCGCUCUACCAAGCUUCCUGGCUGGCUGAAGCAGAAGAGCAUCUUAUUGAUCCCUGAAGAGCUUGAGUCUCAUUACGGUCUGAUUAAAGGCUGGUUGUUUCCUGAUACAUGCAAGUACACGACUGGGAUCGGAAAUGCUGUGGAUCUGAUGAAACACUAUCUGGGCCUUCUUCAGAAAUGGUGGCGUGCGGCGGCAGUCUUUCCUGGCCUUGAAUGUCGCAGGAGUGUGUGUGAGCAGCUCUUUCAGGGCGGAGAAGACGAGUUUGGUGUCAUGGAGGCACUCAAGCUCCUUAUGCUAGCCCACGCCGUGGACUUGCAUGCUGCCGUGCAGAGGGGCGACACCGUGCCAAUCUUCUGCUGGCUGCUAUUCGCCCGCAGUAGCUCCUCGUGCCCACGCUCGUACCUUGCCAACCACCUGAGUCAGGUGGGCUUCAGUAGAGGCAUGGAGCAGGUGGACAUGUUCCUCCUGGGUUGCGCAAUGCGCCACACCAUCAAGGUCUACCGCCUCCACAUGGCCGAAACAGAGGAGUUCAUCUCAUAUUACCCAGAUGACAGCAUUCAGGACGGACCCUGUGUCUGCCUGAUAACCGAGGACGACCGUCAUUAUAACAUGGCUUUUGGCAACCCUGCCUGUCCUGAACAGGACCUCUCUGUAGAACCUGACUGAUUGUUGACUCAAGUGACCAGGGUCCAAUCAUGGCCAGCUCGGGAUACUAUUUCACACAUUUUUAAGCUUAACCUACUUAAAUAUAUCAUUUUCUCAGCAUCAUA